Molecule: messenger RNA, 1287 nt
Organism: Anastrepha obliqua
Lineage: Eukaryota; Metazoa; Arthropoda; Insecta; Diptera; Tephritidae
Gene: pn
Product: exopolyphosphatase PRUNE1
Exons: 2
Coding region: 52-1212 (386 amino acids)
Cellular component (GO): cytoplasm
Molecular function (GO): exopolyphosphatase activity
Source: RefSeq, a predicted model, not a curated record
ACUUUGAUUUUGCUAGUAAUUUUACUUAAGUAAGCGUACGUGCAUACAAUCAUGUUAAAUUUUUUGAAACAAACACGAAAUUUUGUGAAUUCCACUGAUGCUAUAUGCAUUGUUUUGGGUAAUGAAUCUUGUGACUUGGAUUCAGCUGUGUGUGCAAUAACGCUAGCCUAUCAUUAUCAACAACACAAUCGUCAAUAUGAUAACUCAAAUAAUGGGAGCAAAACAAAUUUUCUACCUGUUCUGAAUAUAGCGAGGCGCGACUAUCCCAUCAAAACUGAAGUGCUUCACUUAUUUAGCCAGCAAACAAUCAGCGAAGAACACUUAACCUUCCGCGAUGAGCUACAUCAGGACUUUUUAGCACGCAGUCAGUUCAUUCUGGUAGAUCAUCACGUUAGUACUUUUGCCGCGCGCUGCCUAGAGGUUUUUGACCAUCGUGCGUUUGAUGGGAAGUCGAAUUUAUCUAGCGAUUGCAAAAUCCACUUAGAGUUAGUUGGCUCAUGUGCUACACUAAUCGCAGAGCUAUUAUUAAGCACAUAUUUGGCAGCCGACCCUGCAGAAUUGGUGAAAAUUAAAUCACAAUUGGCAUUGCUCCGCAGUACAAUUGUGUUAGACACAGUAAAUUUCAGUGAGGCGGCAAAUCGUGCAACACCAAAAGAUAUUGAAAUAUGUACGAAGCUAGAGGAAUUGCUUGGAAAGGUGCCUAACGGUGAGCCUUUGAAUGAGCGAACUGAACUAUUUGAUGUACUAGUAAAAGCGCGCGCCGAUGUAAGCAGCUUAACAGCGCUACAACUUUUGCAUAAAGACUUGAAAAUACUUACCAAUAGUGAUGCCAGCUUAAAUAUCGCAAUACCGGGAUUUCCAUUGUUGGUGCAACAGUUCAUUGAAAAACCUAACGCAGCAAGUGCUGUUAAGGAAUUCGCCAAGGAUACAAAUUCGUCAAUUGUACUCCUAAUGGGGAUGCUGGUAACGAAUGGGAGCGUACAGCGCGAUCUGGGCUUAAUAAACAUGGGAUCGAGUGAACUUUGCGCAGCAAUAAACAAAACGCUUUUAGAAACUAGCGAACCAGCGCUUUGUUUGCAGCUCUAUGAAGAGUGCAAUUUUCUUAACGGCGCCUUCUACAAAAUGCUUAACAUAAAAGCUACACGAAAGCAUGUUUUGCCUUUGAUAAAGCAAUUACUUGACCAAUGGCAACAACAAUGUAAGGAAAAGUAAGCGCUAGCUUAAUUUAUAACUGUGUAAAUUUCAGGAACUAAUCUGAUCGUCUAUAUACAUAUGUGUAUAUUUGUA